Molecule: messenger RNA, 2084 nt
Organism: Xylona heveae TC161
Lineage: Eukaryota; Fungi; Ascomycota; Xylonomycetes; Xylonales; Xylonaceae
Exons: 2
Coding region: 360-1676 (438 amino acids)
Source: RefSeq, a predicted model, not a curated record
CAGUAUUAGCAGUCACCCCCAAAGGAGGAGCACGUCCUUUACACUUCCCACGAUUCAGGCCUGGCGCAACUACCGCCAUCCUGCCCUUGCAGCAGCUACUAGCAAAUGCAGCGGAUGCCAGCAAACUCCCUUCAUAAUUGAACCUCUGCCUCUUCCAUAUUCCCGACCACAAUGGUUAGAGCGUUUCCCAUAGGGAACAACAAGACGGGCUACGACUAUCACCUCUAAGCCCGCUAUUAGGAUUAUUCCUUUCGAAGGUUAUCUUUCUGCCCAUUGAGUUGCCUGCAUACAAUCUCAGACAGUCACGUCAACCCGACUUUCGACCUGCUAUAGGCCAACAGCAAUAAUAUAUUGACAAGAUGAUGCGACGUAACGAUCCACGAAUUCGUCAAACAUGGAAUCAAAUUUCCCAGAGCGUUGAGUCGGCCAACGAAUCAGCGCAGGCUAAUAUAUUCUCUUUCUCCCACAACUAUAUCGGCCCUUGCCUUUCUUCACUUGGCAAUUGCAUCGGAUCCUGCACGGCACCAUGCUUUCCAACGCGGGAGGAAAGACUGCGGCGACAGCGCGGUCGAUCACGAGGCCGGCCCGAGCUCAGCUUCGACUUUUACGAUGACUGGGAGGACGAUGAUGGCGCUCGAGAUGGUCUAUUAGGAUGGGGGAAUGAUGAAUUAGACAGAUUACUCGCGGGGUCAAGCGCAGGACAGCAGCCCACAGGGCGGCAUCGGGCUAUGAGCUACGGUGCACGCAGGGGGAAAGAUGGGCGCGGAACACCCGGCGCAAGACGCAAGACUGUCACUGGCGAAGGACCCGAUCCUACAAUUAUACCACGAACUUCGAUAUUCGGGUUCUUGCGAUUGCCAUGGAAGCUGGGGACCAAUUCGCUCCGGUAUACCCCCUCGGUUGCAGACCUCCAGGAACAUCCAGGAAGCGGCAGACGGAUGGAGUUAGAGGGCGAGCCUCUCCUCGAAGAAAACGAUGAGGGUGCAAGAAAUAGAGAGAGCGAACAGAGUCGGAAACGAAGCGACACACAGGGCUCAGCCGCAACGGUCGAGUCCUACAGUUCGCGUGGGGACCUCUUCUCCAGCGAAGACGAAGCCGAUGCUAUCCCCCUAGAUGACGAAUUCGCCGUGGUUCUGGAAAGACGAAUGACCCUCUCCGGUCCCGAUGACACUAAGAGCAGCAGCAGGACCCGCUCGGGCAAGCGCCCAAGCGCAGGCUCGCGCACGUCCACGAGAACGUCCUCUUCCAGAGACAUACGGUCAAGUCUGAAGAGAUCUCGAGAAGAGUCGGUUUCCGCGGCACGCCCGCCGAGCGUGUUGGAAACCCCGAUGAGCGAAGCGCCAUCAAUGGCAGAUCUGAACAGAGAAGAGGAGCAAGCACGAAGAGACGAAGAGGCCGAGAUCGAAAGAAAGCGAUUAGCAGCUCAGCGCCUGGCCGUCAAGCAUGGUCUUAGUGUCCCGCCAGAAACAACAGAGCAAGAUGAGUCUGUCGAGCAAGAUGCUCAUUCUCAACCCUCCGUGCCACAUACGAAUCCCUCUCCUGCAGAGUUACCUGAUACGACACACGCGGAGCCGUCUAGCUCAGAAAAUGAUGCCGCAGCAUCCAAUUCCCCCGCCUCUGGCCCUACAGCCUCUGAAUUCGUACCAGCGCGUCUCCCUCAUUUUCCGGGUUCUUGAUCGCCGAGAUCACCUCAUCUAUCCCAAAUAAUCGCGCGUUGGCGUCGUCUAAUAGACUUGAGCCGGUUCACGCCUCUUAUCUUUCUGUGACAUCACUUAUACCUUGAGGUUUAUUCUAUUUCUUUUUAUUAUUUAUAUGCUUUGGGACUUAAAGUCUAUGGACCCCCUUUUUUGAGACCUCUUGGGGAAUGGAGUUUAACCACGGAAUCGUUUUCUUGAGACGCCGGGUUUUCGGGUUUUAUAUUUUACGAAAGAUAUCCUAUAACGAAUGUAUAUUGUUGCUCGAAUGAAUGUUUCUCUCAUACAUCUUAUCAUUUCGUUCGGGGUUUAGUGUAGUGUAGCGACUGACCUAUCGUUUGGUUUGGCUUAUCUCUUCCUUAUUGACCUGCGUGCCAGAUCACUGCCGCA